Molecule: messenger RNA, 4256 nt
Organism: Anopheles funestus (African malaria mosquito)
Lineage: Eukaryota; Metazoa; Arthropoda; Insecta; Diptera; Culicidae
Gene: Or83a
Product: odorant receptor 83a
Exons: 3
Coding region: 455-1882 (475 amino acids)
Biological process (GO): detection of chemical stimulus involved in sensory perception of smell; sensory perception of smell
Cellular component (GO): plasma membrane
Molecular function (GO): olfactory receptor activity; odorant binding
Source: RefSeq, a predicted model, not a curated record
GGAAUAGCUCCAAUCAAGCCCACUUUACAUGUCUUAAACCAUUUCGAAAGCAUUUAUUGGCUCUAAUUUUCUCCAAUUAUAUUCUUACCUUCGCCAGUGAAAAACCCUUUUCCCUUGUUAAUGGGAAACACACCGAAAAAGGAGGGAUUAUUUUGACCAUUUAACCACCUUCAAGAACCUUCAAGCAGCGAGAACGAUCCAAUCCUCUGACCUGACCCCUUAAAUUAUGCAUGCGUAAUUUGACAAUUAAUAUCCCACGCCACGGUGAGGUACACUGAGUUUGCCUCGAAAAGGACCGGAAUUCGCUCCGAGAAAAGGAAUAAAUAAUUAAAGCAAAUAUAUGUCUCCAAGUAGAAUUCUCAGAUCGAAAAGUCAUAAAAGAUGAGCGGUGAUAAAAAGGUACGUUCUUGUGUUGAUUUUGGGUUGUUGUGUAAGACAUCACCGUACGGGAAGCAUGACGUUGCGGUCAAGCAGUGAGGACGAUCCAACUCUGACGUUGAAUUUCCGGACGCUCGAACGAGUGUUACGGUUUGUGGCCUCGUGGCCAACGGACUAUAAUCCGUACCUACCGAAGUAUUUGCGCGGUCAGUAUCUACUAUCGCAGCUGAUCGAUUCGUGCUAUCUGCUGUUUUGGUUCUUCAUCUGCGUACAUAUAGCGGCGUUCCACAUCGUGUCGAUACUGACGAUCGAUUUCAGCUAUGACGAACUAUUUCUUACGCUGAUCACUACCAGCAUCUACUCGAUCAUGAUACCGCUGAGCGCGUAUCUUCGUCUGUACGAGUCAAACAUACGGCAGCUGUACGAGUUUGCUACGAAACACUUUCGAAAGCGUUCCGCAGCGGGCAUCCACUACAUCUCGAUCAGUUCCAGCAUUCGGUUCACCAAUCGGUACCAGUUCUGGUGGCUCGUUAUCUGUGUGCUCGGCACAAUGCAUUGGGCAAUCUAUCCAAUACUAUCGCAGGAACGAACGCUACCCUUUCCCUGCUGGUAUCCGGUCGACGUUCAGCAGUCGCCGAUGUACGAACUGGCCUACAUCUUUCAGGUGCUCGGACAGCUGCAGGUGAGCCUUGUGUACGGGUUGUCUGGAGCACUCUUCAUGGUGCUGGUAUUCAUGACCUGCAGUCAGUUCGAUAUGCUGUGCUGCAGUCUAACAAACAUUCGUCAAUCGGCCAUGAUAUUGAAUGGAAGCUAUCAGACGGAACUUCGCCAUUGCCAAGAAAACCACGAGAUAGACACACGCGAGUACGUCCUCGAGGAAGUGUUCCGAGAGGAUCUAGAGAAUGUGCAGCCGACCAAAACCAUAUCGAAGCUCGACCAACUGUCACCAUCCCAAACGUACCUGAUGGAACUCUCGUCAGAGCUAACGUGCGUUCUGGAGGACUGCAUUAAACAUCAUCUACUACUUCUCCGCUUCUGUCAACUACUCGAAAACUGUUACCAUCCAUACAUCCUGCUAAAACUGUUCCAGAUUCUACUUCUGCUUUGCUUCCUCGCAUUCAUGGCAACAGAAAGUUUGUCUACAAUGAAAUUAAUUAACGUGCUCGAGUACUUCAUGCUCACGAUGACGGAACUGUAUCUGUACUGCUUUCUCGGACACAUCCUCAUGAGCCAAGGCUUGAAGGUAGGUGACGCACUGUGGAAGUCUCCGUGGCAUCUGUGUGGUGCAUCCUAUCGCCGUCGUAUGUUGAUUAUCCUGAUGAACGCUCAGCGGCCGGUACGCUUGACUGGUUGGAAGUUGUACGAGUUAAACCUGGAAACGUAUUACACGGUUGGUAGAACUUUGUGCUUCUACAUCUAUGCGUCAUUGAGAUAUGUUUUUUUGCUUUUUUCUCCCCGGCAUUACAGGUUCUUAAGGCGGCAUUUUCGUACUACACAAUUAUAAAAAAGUUUCGUUAACAGUUUUACUUUUGAGCGUCUUUCAUCUUUAUCCUGCAAUUGAUGCUUCAUUCCCAUAGCAAAAGUUCCAAAGCUUCAUCCAUCAAAAGAUACGAACCGACAACCAUUUGUUCACCGUUUAUUUCAAUCCCUAUACUCAAAAAAAAGCAGAAAUGAUUCCUAACCAACGAAACCAAAAACCUUACCUCAGUGUAUCUGAUUUUAAUGAACGGUUCGGUUAAACACUCUUGCUCAGGAUUUUAUGUACCGCAUUAUCCUUCGUCAAAUGCUCGUACGUGUACGAUGGAGCUCGUGUAGCAAAAGAGACGAGAUGGAAAAUUAUUCUACUAGCACAUAGUUUCUUAUUCAUUCAUAUGCACAUGCCUUGAGCAUACCUUUCAGUUGGGAUUGGACACAAAAGGGAUGGGCCCAUCCUGAGGCAUCCAUGUUUAAAAGGUACGCAUUCCGUCUACGCUUUCCGAAAAUUCAGUUCCAGGACUAAAAUUCACUCCGAUCAACACGAUUUUGACUUCUGUUCUAGACCUUUACCUCGAUCCUUCCUCAGGAUGAAGGUUCCCCAAUUGGCAGGAUGUGCUCGGCAUUCGGAAAGAUGGCUUCAUUGAUUCUGAGCACGUGUCAUCUACGGGAGACAUCGUCGUCAUCGAAUGAAAUUCCCAACUUCCCUUUAAGCUUUUUCCAUUCAAUGAAAGGCGGAAAAUCAACGUUCAAACAUUAAAGUCAGCACUUGUAUGAUGCAUGGAGACGAAAGCAGAUAAUCUUGGUGAUGUAGUCAUCAGACUCAAUCUUUUCAGAACGCUUCAGAAUGGUACGAUAGUUGUACAGAAGAUUGCAGAUGUUUUUUAAUUAAAUGCUCUGAAAGGAUAGUUUCCAUUUGGAAAAUUCUUUGAUGUUUCAUAAAGGGAGAAGUUAAUUUGAACGGAUUCUCCAUUUUUUUCUUCAUUCUACUACCUUUUAUUAAGGAAGUUCUACUUAUAAUCUUCCCUGCAGAUACGGCUUGUUUGCAUCAUAAAGUUAAGAAAGGAGUCCGUCUUACGUCCAUGUACUCGUUCUCGAAUAAAUGAAUAAAAUCACGUCCACCAUCAAACUUCCUUGCCUAAUGUUUAAUAAAGAAUCAACCUUCACCGUAAUAUACAUUAAGAAUAGUCCUUUUUCGUGUCCUUGAACUCGCUUACUUCAGUUAUAUUUUCGGUGUUAACAAAAGCCAUUAUGCAACCGCUUUUCUUUUCUGCUCCGUGUACUGAGUAAUGAUUGAGCAGUGUAAUGAAACUGUUUCAUAAAUGAAAAACCCCCGGAAUAUGGAACAAUGCCAAUGUAAUCCUGCAGUUUCCGUGCCGUUCCGAGCCCAUUUUUAACGGUUCUUUGUGUGCCACGUGGUUUUUCCAUACAGAGUUAUCGUUGUAGUUUGAGAAUUGGCUCGGAGCAUUACAUUGACAUUUCGUGGUUUGCUUUUUUUAUGAGCGGCACCAUGUUUUUCACCACCGAGAAACAUUUCAAUUUCCUUGUGCUUUUUUUUACAGCGCCACCAGUACAAUGGCUCGUGGUACAAAUGUGUGUUGGAAAAGCCGAAUGAAAAGCUUCGUACAAUACAAUUGGGAUUUUGCGAAAAGUGGAACCAAGUAUGAAGGAUAUCAUUGUUACAUUUGCGUGCAUACUUUACAUUAUCUACUCAAUCUAUUGUAAGAAAUAUUGUGACUGAUAAACAAUACAAGUGUUCAACAAAUCUUGAUUAACGAAAGAACAUUUAUCCACCAGGCACCAGGAAAACCCGCGAUCGAUAAAUUAUGUAUUCCCCAUUCUAUUCGCAUCAGCCGCACAAGCCGAACGUAUUUAACAUGCUAAAUUGCUCAGAAAAUAUUUGCCCAAAAGUCUUCGUUAUCUCGACACUGCUAAACACCUUCUUUUUAGGACUAUUUACGUCCGGGAAACGCACCUCCAACAUCGAUCCCCCUGCCAGUUUGUGGAGUCGGCAAUUCGCUGGCUUGGUUUUUCGAACCCAGACUAAUGCUGUUUGCCCUUCGUUUUGCUAACACUUUGGUAAACUCUGUUCCAGAAACUUUCGCUUUUCCGAACGCUUCUUGCACCGGCCCCCGAAGAAACAGCCUCAUGUCCUCGUAGUCGAUGAUUUUCCGGGACGAUAAUUUGGUGCGUUAAUUUAUACACCCCCCAAAAAAGGCGGUGGGCAGGAUUGUAGUGAAAGACAACGCCGGCUGGAGAAGCGGAAGUCAUGCCCGGUUGGGCUAUCGUCCAGCAAAACCUUUUGGUGGAUGUUGCUUUGGUAAACAGUUCGUUACACCCUCCACAGUGCUAGGAACAAAAAGCAAACACACACACACAAACUCGAAUGCUUUUGAACUUCACCA